Lotus japonicus is the source of this 2827-nucleotide messenger RNA. RefSeq names its product CSC1-like protein HYP1. The transcript has 12 exons. NCBI's taxonomy places the organism in Eukaryota, Viridiplantae, Streptophyta, Magnoliopsida, Fabales, Fabaceae. Gene Ontology annotation, cellular component: plasma membrane. The record is from RefSeq and is a predicted model, not a curated record. Gene Ontology annotation, molecular function: calcium-activated cation channel activity. Bases 368 to 2497 code for a protein of 709 amino acids.
UGAGAGAGUGCCACCGAAGACACGUUGUUGAGUAAGUAAGUGGCUUCCUUCCUUCUUCAAUCUUGGUCCUUCCUAUUCACCGCCAACGCUACUUCACUUUCCGACGUGCUUCUCUCACCAGGAAUUGGCGAGAAUUCAAGGGCCAACGGUAUGCUUGGAUAUAUAAUAAUGGUGGAAUGAAAUGGAAUAAAACAAACUUACUAUACCAUUCUUUGGAUAUUGAAAUGAAUAAAGCUUUCAUUCGACAGUAAACAAAGUAACUGGCGAGGUUCAGCAAUUGCGAGAUUCAUUUCCUCUGAUUUCAGGCUUACAGUUGUGUUACUGGGUCUAAAGAACCAAUCCUGUGGUUUUGAACCAGAUUUCAACGAUGAUUCUUUCUGCUCUUCUAACUUCUGUUGCAAUUAAUCUUGGUCUCUGUCUUUUAUUUUUCACCCUAUACUCUAUAUUGAGAAAGCAGCCUGGUAAUAUCACUGUAUAUGUACCGCGCUUAGUCGCUGAAGGAAAAGUCAAAGAGGGUGGUCAAUUUAACUUGGAGCGGUUGUUACCUACUGCUGGUUGGGUUAGAAAGGCAUGGGAGCCUUCCGAGGAAGAUUUUUUAUCAAAUUCUGGCUUAGAUGCUUUUGUCUUCAUGCGCAUAUUUAUCUUUAGUUUAAAAGUAUUUACUUUUGGUGGAAUUAUUGGGAUGUUCGUUCUACUUCCGAUUAAUUACAUGGGGAGUCAGCUUAGUGAUGAUUCAGAGUUUCAAUACAAGUCUUUGGACUCCUUCAGUAUUUCUAAUGUUAACAAUGGUUCAAACAGGUUAUGGAUCCAUUUUUCUGCUGCAUAUGUUUUUACUGGAGUUGUUUGCUAUCUUCUUUACUACGAGUAUGGGUACAUUGCAUCGAAAAGAAUUGCUUGCUUUUAUUCAUCCGAGCCUCAACCUCAUCAGUUCACGUUAUUAGUCCGUGGUAUUCCUGUUCCACCUGGAAGCACAUGUAGUGAUACUGUUGAGCGCUUUUUCCUGGAGUAUCACCCUUCUACAUAUCUUUCACAUUCAGUGGUCCGUCGAAGCAGUAAACUUCAGAAUCUGAUUACUGAUGCAGAUAAACUGUACAAAAAGCUUACCCAUUUGAAACAAAAAAGUGAUCCUCCAAAAAGGCAGAGGCGUGAAGGGUGUUUGGGACUUUAUGGGCGUAAAGUUGAUAUUUUAGAUCACUACGAAAGGCGACUGGGGGAUAUAGAAGAUAAUGUGAGAAUGGAACAGUCCUCAGCGGCAGCAAAGGAAGUUCCUGCUGCCUUUGUCUCAUUCAAGACACGAUUUGGUGCUGCAACAGCUUUAAACAUUCAAGAAAGUGUCAAUCCUACGGAGUGGAUUACUGAACAAGCUCCUGAGCCUCAAGAUGUUUAUUGGCCUUUCUUCAGUGUUUCAUUCAUUAAAAGAUGGAUCAGCAAGCUGGUGGUUUUUGUUGCAUGUACUUCUCUUACAGUUCUAUUUUUAAUCCCAGUUGCAAUUGUACAAGGUCUUACCCAUCUUGAUCAGUUGGAAACAUGGUUUCCAUUUUUGAAAGGCAUACUAAGAUUGUCAGUUGUGAGCCAGGUUAUAACAGGAUACCUUCCCAGUUUGAUUCUUCAGUUGUUUCUGUCCUUUGUUCCACCUAUUAUGAUCAUGCUUUCAUCCUUGCAAGGAUACAUUUCAUGGAGUCAGAUACAAAAAAGUGCAUGUACUAAAGUAUUAUGGUUUACCAUAUGGAACAUUUUCUUUGCAAAUGUUCUAUCAGGGUCAGCUCUUUAUAGAGUGAACGUCUUUCUUGACCCCAAAGAGAUACCCAGAAUACUGGCUGAAGCUGUUCCAUCACAGGCAUCGUUCUUUAUAGCAUAUGUUGUGACAUCUGGAUGGACUGCUAUAGCAUCAGAACUCUUUCGAUUGACUCAACUUAUUUACAAUUUUGUAAGUAGAAUUUUUUGUAGAAACGGUGAUGACAAUUUUGAGCCCCCAUCUCUUCCUUAUCACAGUGAAAUCCCUCGGAUUCGUCUCUUUGGUCUUCUCGGUGUAACAUACUUCAUCCUUGCUCCACUGAUACUUCCGUUUCUCUUGAUCUACUUUUGUUUGGGAUACAUCAUUUUCCGUAACCAGCUGUUGAAAGUUUAUGUUCCAAGGUAUGAGACUGGAGGACAGUUUUGGCCUACAGUGCAUCACUCCACCAUAUUUUCAUUGAUACUGAUGCAUGUAAUUGCCAUUGGACUUUUUGGUUUAAAGAAGCUUCCUCUAGCAUCAUUGUUGACUCUUCCUCUUCCAAUUCUCACACUCCUAUUCAACGAGUACUGCCAGAAACGGUUUCUCCCUAUAUUCAAGGACUAUCCUGCUGAGUGUUUGAUUAAGAAGGACAGAGCUGACCAAAAUGAUCAUAAUAUGUCUGAGUUUUAUGAUAAGAUGGCUGAUGCAUACAAUGAUCCAGCUCUGAAUCCAAUCAAAUAUUCCGAGAGGCCUGAUAGUCACACCUCUCCACUACUUGCAUAGUUCUGAAGUUUAGUUCAUAACUAAAUAUAUGGCAGCUUGUAAAUUGAUGCUGGUUGCAACUGUAUAUACGGCAGCUUGCCUUCAAUUCAACUUCUUUUCAAGUUUUAUUUAAUUUUCUUUGGUGUAGCUUGUGUGCCGUUUUCUUGUAUAUUGUUAGGAUUGAGAAUUUAUGCUUGUAACGAGAAUGGGAAUGUGGGAACUUUUUGUUGUAAAAUUAUCAGAAUAAGCAAGUGCCUGGGCCUUCUCUCUUGGCAACGGGAGUGUAAACUCGUUCUGGAAACUGCUGCAGUUCCUCCUAAUAGAUGUCUUUCCAACUUCCAAGGGUUUCAA